AUAGCGAGCCAAUCUCUUAAGAAAGGGGAAGAUGAGGUGGUUUCCGCCAAAAUAUCCCACAAUCUUAUCCCCAAUGUGGACUCCGCUCCUCCUCCUCCUCCUCUAUUUCGCCGCCGCUGAUCAUGGCGGAGCCACCAUCAUCUCCGUUACCGAUCACGGAGCCGUGGGCGACGGCAGGUGCUACGAUACGGUGGCGAUCCAGGCGGCGAUCGACGCGUGCGCAGGGGCGGGGGGCGGGCGCGUGCGGUUCCCCGCGGGCGGGGACUACCUGACCGCUACGGUGUGGCUGCGAACAGGUGUGGUGCUGGAGGUGGAGGCCGGGGCGCGGAUCCUCGGAGGGAGGCGGCAGUGCGACUACCCGGCCGACCCGGCGCGAUGGUAUGUAGUGGUGGCGGAGGGGGUGCAGCGAGUGGGGAUCACCGGCGGCGGGGAGAUCAACGGGCAGGGCGAGGCGUUCGUGGUGCGGCGGGACCCGCGGAAGAAUGUGAUGGUGAGCUGGAACGCCACCGGAUCGUGCCGCGGCGACGAGUGCCGCCCGCGCCUUGUCGGCUUCAUCGACUCCGUCGAUGUCGUCGUCUCUGACGUCACCCUCAACCAGACCGCGUACUGGUGUUUACAUUUGGUGAGGUGCGAUCACACAUUUAUCCGCAAUGUCUCGAUUUAUGGAGACUUCGACUCGCCCAACAACGACGGGAUCGAUAUCGAGGACUCCAACAACACCUUCAUCACGAAUUGCCAUAUCGACACAGGGGACGAUGCCAUAUGCCCCAAGUCCUCCACGGGACCUGUGCACAACUUAAUAGUCACGGACUGCUGGAUUCGGACCAAGUCAUCUGCGAUCAAGCUUGGAAGCGCGAGCUGGUUUGACUUCCGGAGAUUGUUGUUCCACAACAUCACCAUCGUGGAUUCGCAUAGAGGACUCGCAAUGCAGAUUCGAGAUGGAGGCAAUGUGAGUGACGUCGUGUUCUCCAACAUCAGAAUAAGCACGAAAUACUACGAUCCUUCAUGGUGGGGAAGAGCAGAGCCAAUUUAUAUCACAACCUGCCCGAGAGAUCCGGGUUCUAAGACCGGAUCCAUUUCAGACGUUCUCUUCAUGAACAUCUCAGCCGUGUCGGAGAACGGAGUGUUCUUAUCGGGUUCACCGGGAGGACUCAUCAGCAACCUCAAGUUCAAAGAUAUCAAUCUGACGUACAAACGGAGGACGAAAUAUCCCAGUAACUUGUACGAUUACCGGCCGGGGUGCAGGGGCAUGGUGAAGCACCAGACGGCGGGGAUGACGUUGGAGCACAUCUCAGGACUGGAGAUGGAGAAUGUGAAGAUGAGGUGGCAUCGGAGCAACGUCAAAGGGUGGAAUAAUCCUCUUUCGAUCACACCUUCCACCGUAAACAAACUAUCUUUCAAGGAAUGGGCCUCUGAGAUCUGUUAGCAAUUUAUUGGUCAUCGUUCAUCGUUC
Messenger RNA from Musa acuminata subsp. malaccensis (wild Malaysian banana), 1453 nucleotides. Its product is annotated as polygalacturonase ADPG2. NCBI's taxonomy places the organism in Eukaryota, Viridiplantae, Streptophyta, Magnoliopsida, Zingiberales, Musaceae. Gene Ontology annotation, biological process: carbohydrate metabolic process. Gene Ontology annotation, molecular function: polygalacturonase activity. The record is from RefSeq and is a predicted model, not a curated record.